Molecule: messenger RNA, 1036 nt
Organism: Solanum verrucosum
Lineage: Eukaryota; Viridiplantae; Streptophyta; Magnoliopsida; Solanales; Solanaceae
Product: homeobox-leucine zipper protein ATHB-6-like
Exons: 3
Coding region: 46-942 (298 amino acids)
Biological process (GO): positive regulation of DNA-templated transcription
Cellular component (GO): nucleus
Molecular function (GO): DNA-binding transcription factor activity, RNA polymerase II-specific; sequence-specific DNA binding
Source: RefSeq, a predicted model, not a curated record
UUUUGUCAAACCAAAGAAUUAAGGAGAAAAACUAAUCUUAUCAUCAUGAAGAGGUUCAGUUUCUCAGAUUCUUCUGGCAAAUUGCUUUAUCCAACUGAAGAGAAAAAUACAGAGAAUUUGGGAUAUAGCAAUGAAUUUCAGGCAAUGUUAGAUGGAUUGGAAGAUGAAGAUGGGAUAGAAGAAAGUGGAUGUGGAACAGGGAAGAAAAGGAGGUUAAGAGUGGAUCAAGUUCAAGCACUGGAGAAAAUUUUCGAAGUUGAUAACAAACUUGAUCCUGAUAGAAAAGUAAAAAUUGCACAAGAAAUAGGCCUGCAACCAAGACAAAUUGCAAUUUGGUUCCAAAAUCGCCGCGCCCGUUGGAAGACUAAGCAAUUAGAAAGAGAUUAUAACAUUCUCAAGUCCAAUUAUGAAGCUCUUCAACAUAAUUACACCAAAGUUGAACAUGAAAAAGAAGGCUUGCGUACUGAGUUAAAAGGACUGAAAGAGAAGCUAGGAGAGGAAACAUUAUUAUCCCCUGUAUUUCAAAGGCCACAAGAAAUUCUGAAUAAGUUGAAGAAUUCAUCAGAUUCAAAAGAUGGAUCAUCAGAUAGUGAUUCAAGUGGAGUGAUGAAUGAAGAAAAUUACAACAUUUCAACACUCAAAUAUCAACAAUUAAUGCCUAAAGUGUCAUCUUACAAUAAUGCCCUUGAUCAUUUGUCAUUAUCUUCAUCAACAUACACACAAUUAAUGGAUCCAAGGGCAAGUAAUUCUACAUCAUCAUCAAUGAGAGCUUAUAAUAAUAAUAAUAAUAAUAAUAAUAAUAAUAGUAAUAAUCAGCAGCAGCAACAAGGUGUUGGGAGAAUUGAGGAGCAAAAUGGUUUUACAACAGAGGAUUCUUGCAACAUUUACUCUGUUGAUCAAGCACCAAAUCUUUAUUGGUACUUUAGUGACCAUAGAAAUUAGCUUUUAUGUAAGUUAGUAAUUUUCAUCAAUUUUAAAUAACAUGUAGCCUAAGUAUUUGAAGCAUCAAGAAGCUAUUUGUGUUUUUUUUUUACAA